This is a messenger RNA of Rattus norvegicus (Norway rat), 1105 nucleotides long. NCBI's taxonomy places the organism in Eukaryota, Metazoa, Chordata, Mammalia, Rodentia, Muridae. The record is from RefSeq and is a predicted model, not a curated record.
UGAUCACCUCACAAUUAUUGUAUCUGUCAGCUGGGGACAGCACCCGCAGCAUGUGAGCCUUCUGGGAAAGUCUGAACCACCAAACUAUAAGAGAUGGGUUCUCAUCUGGCUCUGCCCACUUCCAGUCCAGUCUUUUGUCAACCCCAGCCACUCUAAGGUGAUCUCAUGAAGACCCAGCAACUUUUGUACAAACUCUCAGGGCUCUCACCUGGCUUCCCUGCUAUUCACUUCGAGUCACUUGUCUAAGAAACUGGGGGGAGGGGGAGUCUUUUGGCCCAGAGAAGAGAAGGAAGAAAGCCUAAAUCUAGGCUUAAGGAUUUGAGCAGCCUCCUGAGAAUUCAAGCUUCUGCACAACCCUGAUUGGGUCACCUGAAACAACCCACUUGCCAACUCUUUGGCAUCUCCUGGCCCCACUGGCCCCACUGGCCACCUCCCCAGACCUCUCAACCCAUCUGGUUGACUGGCUUCUGCUCUGUUUCUAUUCUCUCUCCUUAUCGAGCCUAAUUCCCUCUGCGAUGGACUCAAAAGGCCACAAGAAGCUCGGCCGACAUAAGAAAAACAAAAUCAAGAACCAGGAGAGAUUGAUCAAGAAGUUUCCUUACAGGUUACCUCAUUUGACGGAGCCUAGCCCAGAAUCCACACAAUCUUGGAAGGCCAAGAGCAAAUCACUGAAGGACAAGCUGCCCUUACAGAAGAAUCUGGUGCCAACCAGGUCCAUCCCCAUGCCAGGGCUCGGCGCUCCGGAAGUCACAUGGCCACUCAGCUUCUACUCACCGAUCCCAAACCCCCCACUGUGUCACCUCUGGGAACUUAAAUUACUGCAGCUCCGUUUCCCCACACAAGACUCUCCCAAGCUGCCUCCUCUGCAGGCAGCUGCAAACCAAUCCCCUACCAAAACGACUUGAGAGUCAUCUGAGAGCGUCCCCUAGAACUUCACCUGCUUCUCAAGGCUCCUCUCUUAGCCCCAUUCUUUCUGCUCCAUACAGCUGCCUCAGAGACAUUUGUAAAGGGAGCAGCCUUGGAGACCACCAGAAACCAGAAGUGGUCCAUCCCACCACAGGUAAAGACCAUACAGCACCAAUAAACUUUGCAUGUUCAAGUUCCA